Molecule: messenger RNA, 1533 nt
Organism: Ananas comosus (pineapple)
Lineage: Eukaryota; Viridiplantae; Streptophyta; Magnoliopsida; Poales; Bromeliaceae
Product: mucin-5AC-like
Exons: 1
Coding region: 1-1206 (401 amino acids)
Source: RefSeq, a predicted model, not a curated record
AUGCUCUCUCCGCCUUGUUCCACCGAGGCCCGGCCUCAUCCCACCCUGUCGACUCCUUCUCCAUACUACUUCCCUCCUCCCUUCUCCUCCCUUCUCGCCCCCGCCCCCGCCCCCGCGCCGCCCCCCCCCCCAACAAACCCUAACCCCUCUCGCCCCUUCCUCUCCUCCUCUCACGGACCCGCUGCUCCCGCUUCGGCCGCCGCGGCGUCCGGGGCGAGCGCGCCGGCGGGGCCCGGGCAGCAGCGGAGCUCGCGGAAGCGCACGCGCGCGUCGCGGCGCGCGCCCACGACGGUGCUGACCACCGACACCACCAACUUCCGCGCCAUGGUGCAGGAGUUCACCGGCAUCCCCUCCCCGCCCUUCGCCGCGGCGGCGGCGGCAGCGACCACCCUCCAGUACCGCUCCUCCGCGCGCUUCGGCGGCCACCUCUUCAGCGGCGGCGGCGCAUCCUCCUCCUCCGCGGCCGCCGCCGCCGACCCCGCCGCGCAGCCGCAGCAGCCCCCGUACCUCCUCCGCCCCUUCGCCCAAAAGCUCCAACCUUUCCUCCCCUUGCCCUCUCCCUCUUGUCCCACUUCCGCUAAUACCGCGGCCACCACCACCGCCACCGCCUCUACUUCGACUGCUAUUAAUACCAGCCCCAUAACAGCUACUUUAACUACUUGUAGUAGUAGUAGCGGUAGUAGUAAUUUAACUACUCCAACGAAUACUAACUACCAACUACCUUCUCCUCAGCACUCUCUUCUCAAUACCCAGCACCCCAUUCUCAGCUUCCAAUCUCUCCUCCAAUCCCAGCCUCCUUCCAACUACGCCAUGCCCAACAUGCUCACCUUCUCCACGAGGCCGCCUCAUUUCACGGUCUCGUCGACCCAGUACGGCUCGGGCGACGUGGGGCUUCCUCCGGGGCUAAUUGGGUCCGAGGACUUAUCCGGUUGGGCCGGAGGGAACGCCGCAAGCCAAUCGAGACCCGCCGGUCCAAAUUACGCCGCCGGGUCGGCGCCGCAGCAGAGGGGAAGCAGCUGCAAGGUGAACUACUCCUCGGCGGCGGGGUCGUCGGCGCCGGAUCAGUUCAAUGCAGAGAAGGGGUCUGAGAAUGCCGCGGCGGGGUCGGCGGCGGCGGCGGCGGCGGCGACGACGACGACGACGACGACGACGAUAGGCGAAGGUACGGUGGAUUCUUGGAUUUGUUCGUCUCGUCGUGAUCAUUAGGAGAUUAGUUAGAUUAGCGGCUGUAGAGGAGGAAGAAGAUCAUGGAAGAGAAGGAUACACGACGUCGUUGACUAGCAGUUAGUGUUAUACUUUCAUACUCUUCUGCUCUUCUUUCUAUUUGGACGUACAUAUAUAUAUAUGGUUUCUUCUCUUCGUGACUCUUCUUACUACUAUACAAUCUAAGACAAAUUUCGAUAACAGUCCUCGUGUCUUUGUCUUCGUAUUCAGUGCGUCCCAUUGCUUUGUUUUCAUGUGCCAAUAUUUUGUAUUGCGUUCGGACCAGUGUGCAAAAAAAUUUUGUCCGCUGAUCAGAUCAGAUCAGGUCAA